Molecule: messenger RNA, 3759 nt
Organism: Puccinia triticina
Lineage: Eukaryota; Fungi; Basidiomycota; Pucciniomycetes; Pucciniales; Pucciniaceae
Exons: 13
Coding region: 1-3759 (1252 amino acids)
Biological process (GO): cytoplasmic microtubule organization; spindle assembly; microtubule nucleation
Cellular component (GO): gamma-tubulin small complex; equatorial microtubule organizing center; spindle pole
Molecular function (GO): gamma-tubulin binding; microtubule minus-end binding
Source: RefSeq, a predicted model, not a curated record
AUGCAGUCAACAUCCAGACUUAUGCACGGCAUGGAGAAAUUUGCUGUCUGGCAUCUUUAUCAUGCCAAUGAUUCUAAUGCUCUACGAGAAUUUCUGUACACACAUCAAGCCAAGGAGAAUAGUAUCACAGUUGAGGAUGCCAAACGCAGGAGGAAUGAUCCAAUCCACAUUUCAAGCACCUUUUUAGAUCCUGAUAUGAGGCAUUCAUUGAGGGAGAAACAUGGUGUGAAGGGCUGGGAGGUCAAGCAGGGCCCUGGUGAAGCUGUGUUCAUCCCGGCCCUUACUGCACAUCAGGUCUGCAACUUGGCCAAUUGCAUCAUAGUGGCCAUUCGAUUCUGGGCACGAACCACAACAAUGGGCAGCAGCAACCACCUCGAGCCCAGCGGGAAGAGCCACUCGACCAAGAACCGGGUCUCGAUCCAUCUGCCCAGCUCGAAGCAGACCGGCACCCCGACGGCAGCCACCGCCGGCUCGGCCUCCGCCCACCGCGCCUCACUCUCCUCCACUCCCAUCCCCACCCCUCACCACCGGAACCCCGUAUUCGCUCAGCAUACCCCCUCGGGAUCGACGAAUCUGCCCUCCUCGACCACCAGGUUCGGUGGGCUGUCUGCCAAGCAAAUCUCUUCCGCUAUCGCUAGUGUCCGCGAUCAUUCAAGACCACAGUCGAGAGCCAACGUUAACCCCCGAUCAGAGAGACUUAAACAUAAAUCCAGUCUUAAACACCACCAAACGGUUUCCAAGCCAUCCUCGUUUUCGCACGCGCCGCUGAACUCAAGAUUACCAGCGCUGACGCCACGAAAAGCGAGCCACCGGACGAGCCAGCAACCAGUCCGACAGACGAGCGAUGAUGAGGGCGCGAAAUCAGAAGCGUCAGAGGAGGAGGAGGAAGAGUCGAUGGACGCGGACCAAACGGGCGAGUUCUUGAAUAAGCUGCGACUUGGCGACUCACACCACCGUCCUCAGCGGUCAUCCAAGCCCAAGAACCAGACCAGACAGAAGGAAAACCUCAGACAAAUCUUGGAUCAUAUCCCCUCAACCUCCAAUAAUCUUGAUGAGCUUCAACAUCCCUCGGGGAUCGAGUAUCAGGAACUCGUCAUCAUCGAAGACCUCUUCUUCAUUCUCCUCGGUAUUGAAGGCACAUUCAUCGAGUACCACGAAAACUUCUCCCCCGACGACCCUUUCGAAAGACUCCAGGGCGCGCGAUUCUCUAUUGAUAAAGAUCUGGAUCCAUCGUUACGAGAGAUAGUCGAAAGGAUCCUGCCAUUGGCGACAUACUACACCUCGAUCGAUGCCUUUGUUGCAGCUCAUAGUCACCUAGAUUGCGGGCUCGUUAAUCACGCGUUGUGUGCAUCGAUUCGAGACAUUUUGAAGGAUUACAUGACGUUGGUCGUUCAAUUGGAAGAUCAAUUCAACCGAUCGGCCGACUUUACCCUCCAGCGCUUUUGGUUCUACGUCCUCGAUAUGUUACACACCCUUAAGCUAUUGUACUCAUUUACGACCGAGCUAGUUUGCCUAUAUUCUCCCGAUCUGUUAUCGUCUUCAUCAGAUGGUGCUGGUGGGGACGGGGACGGAACGGAGGAGGACGAGUGGGAGCAGGAUCCGGGAUUGAAAGCGGUGUUGAAGGAGUACGACCCGGAUCGGCGGCGGAAGACGACGCGGGCGCGAAGGGUGGGCCAGAGCAGUGGGGGAGGCGGCACGAGUUGUGGGGUGGCCGAAGGGGCGAUGGUGAAGGGAGGGGAGGUGCUAGCGAUCCUGGAGGAGCGAGUGAUGGGCUCAUUGGGCGACCCGAUAGCACUGAAACUUUACUCGGACCUACUGCUGAAGGCUUCCCAGCCGUACUGCAAGAUGCUCAUCCAAUGGGUCGCCAAGGGCAUCCUGGACGACCCCUACGACGAGUUCAUCAUCAAGGAGAGCAAGUCGAUCACCCGCGGUACGCUCGAUGAGGACUUCACCGACGAGUAUUGGGAGCGCAAGUAUGUCCUACGUAACCGGGCAUCUGCCGUCGGGGCGGGAGGGGCCGACGGCCCUCCUACGACCAGCCAUGGGGGCACCGACGGUACCCAGGGCCACGAAGGACGAUGGUCACAGGCGGGAAAGGCCUCGUGGCGGCGGGAGAAGGGCGUCUGGGGCGGCGCGGUGCUGCCUCGUUUCCUGGAAGUGUGGGAGGUGAAAAUCCUGCUGGCGGGCAAGUAUGUCAACGUAAUCCGGGAGUGCGGGGUGAAGGGACGGACGGACGAGUUUGAGGUCGAUCUCGAUCAAGCCCCCGACACGGAAGGCUCGGCCGGCCUGAUCAAGAUGAACGACGACUGGUUCUACGGGCUGAUCGACCGGGCUUAUGUUUCGGCGAAUCGGUCACUACUCGAGCUGCUGAUGAGAUCGGAAGACUUACUGGGUCGACUGCGCUCGCUCAAGCAUCACUUCUUCCUUUCUCAGGGGGACAGCUUCACCACCUUCCUCGACUCGGCCUCCUACGAACUGGGCAAGAAACUCAGACACGUCAAUGUCUCCCGGCUCCAAAACCAGUUUGAUCUGGCCAUCCGUAACCCGAGUAGUUCGAGCUCAAGCGACCCUUACAAGGAGGACGUCAAGGUGACCAUGGCUACCACCAGCUUGACCGAUUGGCUCCUCCGCAUCGUCGGCGUCACCGGUCUCAUAGGCGCCAACUUCGGCAAUGGCGGCUUAUAUGGCAGCGGGAGCGCCGGGAGUGGCAUCGGCGGCGGCGGUGGGGACGGCGUUGGAGGGAGCGUGGAGAAUGCGGAGGCGUUGGAUACCAUCGGUACUGGAUUGGCUGAGCUCGCCGCUGGCGAGGGCGGAGGAGGUAGCUCGACUGGAGGAGGAGAAACUAAAAAAGAAGGCUUGAAUGGAAUCGAUGCCUUGCAAUUGGACUAUACGGUGCGGUUCCCGCUCUCGUUGGUGAUCUCACGGAAGACAAUCUUGCGUUACCAAUUGAUCUUCAGGUAUCUACUCCACCUCAAGCACCUUGAGCAAUCCCUCACGAUCUCCUGGACUGAGCACAUCAAAUCUACAGCCUGGAAAUCCUCCUCAAAAGUCCACCCUCGACUGGAGUCCUGGAAACGCCGGAUCUUUAACCUGCGGGCUAAGAUGCUCAGCUUUGUCCAGUCCCUUUAUAACUUCAUCUGCUUCGAGGUGCUCGAGAAAAACUAUCGCAAGUUAGAAUUCAGACUCGCUAAUAAGGUGGACACCGUCGACGGCCUCUUGAGAGAGCACCGGGACUUUUUGGAUACCUGUUUGAAGGAAUGCAUGUUGACGAAUUCGAAAUUGUUAAAGAUCCAUCAAAAGUUGACGACCGCAUGUUCCAUGUUUGCCUCCUACACCUCCCACUUCACAAAGUCCGCCCACAGCUUCAACCUAGCCUUCCAAGACGGAAGCAUCUUCAACGAGGGCAAUUCACGGGGCCGGUCCGGCCGAGACAGUAGACAACAUAACGAUGAUGACAAUGAUAAUGCAGACGACGACGACGACGAUGACGACGACGACGAGAAUGACCAGAAGAGGAAGAGGAAGAAGAAAGCGGCGGCGGCGGCAGCUCAGUCUUCCAGGACGGGCAAACCCUCUAAUCAGGAAAUCUACGAUAAGUUCCUCCUCGCCGAAAACGCUCUCAAGAAGUUCGAACAGAACUUUAACCAUCAUUCUCAAGUUCAUGUCGACAUGGUCACCUAUUUCGCCUCCUCUGAAAACAUAGCCUUAUUGGCGUUGGCCGUCCGAUUGACAACCGUCAAAGCUUUACCGGGCUCCUAA